Cuscuta europaea is the source of this 1959-nucleotide messenger RNA. The record is from the annotation of a GenBank genome assembly. NCBI's taxonomy places the organism in Eukaryota, Viridiplantae, Streptophyta, Magnoliopsida, Solanales, Convolvulaceae.
UACGAUAAAAAAAAAUAAUCUGUAUUAAGUGACACCGUCUGUGUGGCCUGGAGUUGAGACAUGACUCAGACACCGUUAGUUCCUGAGUGAAGACUGGAGAAGACAAGCUGAAUUAGGGUUAGGUUUCAGACGUUAUCCACCCCCAACGAUGUCUUCCGCCCUUGAAAUAGAAGCUCGAGAUGUUAUUAAGAUCGUUCUUCAGUUCUGCAAAGAAAACUCUUUACAUCAAACUUUCCAAACUUUACAAAAUGAGUGCCAAGUUUCUCUCAACACAGUGGAUAGUCUAGAAACUUUUAUUGCUGAUAUUAAUGGUGGGAGAUGGGAUGCAGUAUUGCCUCAAGUCUCACAGCUGAAGCUUCCCAGAAAGAUACUGGAAGAUUUGUAUGAACUGAUUGUUUUAGAAAUGAUAGAACUCAGGGAAGUAGAUACUGCCCGCUCUAUUUUGAGGCAGACUCAGGUGAUGGGUGUCAUGAAGCAGGAGCAACCAGAAAGAUACCUACGACUUGAGCAUCUACUAGUUCGAACUUACUUUGAUCCACAUGAGGCUUAUCAAGAUUCAACAAAAGAAAAAAGGCGUGCACAAAUAGCCCAAGCUCUUGCCACAGAGGUAUCAGUGGUCCCUCCAUCACGAUUGAUGGCUUUGAUUGGUCAGGCUUUGAAGUGGCAGCAGCAUCAAGGAUUACUCCCACCUGGAACACAAUUUGAUCUGUUCCGGGGUACAGCUGCUAUGAAACAAGAUGAAGAGGAUAUGUAUCCCACAACUCUUGGACACACUAUUAAGUUUGGAAAGAAAAGCCACCCGGAAUGUGCUAGGUUCUCCCCAGAUGGGCAAUUCCUUGUCUCCUGCUCUGUUGAUGGAUUUAUCGAGGUAUGGGACCACAUAAGUGGAAAAUUAAAGAAGGAUCUUCAGUAUCAGGCUGAUGAAACAUUUAUGAUGCAUGAUGAUGCUGUUCUUUGUGUUGAUUUUAGCAGAGAUUCCGAGAUGCUUGCAUCUGGAUCUCAAGAUGGAAAAAUAAAGGUAUGGCGAAUAAGGACUGGUCAGUGCUUGCGUCGUCUUGAACGAGCACAUUCUCAGGGCGUUACUAGUCUUGUCUUCUCUAGAGAUGGAAGUCAGAUUUUGAGCACGUCAUUUGACAGUACUGCCAGAGUCCAUGGCCUGAAGUCUGGGAAAUUACUAAAAGAAUUUCGUGGCCAUACGUCUUAUGUAAAUGAUGCUAUUUUUACUCAUGAUGGAUCUCGAGUCAUCACAGCAUCUAGUGAUUGCACAGUGAAGGUUUGGGAUUUGAAGACAACUGACUGUCUACAGACGUUUAAACCACCACCUCCUUUGAGGGGAGGCGAUGCAUCUGUAAAUUCUGUUCAUCUUUGUCCCAAGAAUACAGAUCAUAUAUUUGUGUGUAACAAAACCUCAUCCAUAUACUUGAUGACACUUCAAGGGCAGGUUGUCAGAAGUUUUUCCUCUGGUAAGAGAGAAGGUGGUGAUUUUGUGGCAGCCUGUGUAUCAACUAAAGGAGAAUGGAUAUACUGUGUUGGUGAAGACAGAAAUCUGUACUGCUUUAGCUAUCAAUCUGGGAAGCUGGAACAUUUGAUGAAGGUGCAUGAGAAAGAUGUGAUCGGUAUUACUCACCAUCCUCAUAUAAAUCUUGUUGCCACAUAUGGUGAAGACUGCACAAUGAAAUUAUGGAAGCCAUAGGCCCUUACCUGUUCGUUGCCUUGAAGAUUCUGGAAUAGAUUUAUGAUAGUUCCACCAUUUUUCUUCUCAACAACCCAUAUUUAAUUUUUGUACUAUCAAAUGUACUUGUUCGAGACUCCGAGUAUAUGCAACCAGAACUCUAGUCAAAUCAAUGUAAUGGGUAUUGGAUAUGACAUCUGUAAAUUUGUUCGAUUUAUAUUGUGUUACUAUUCAAAUUCCGUGUACUUGCUGUGGCUUGCAGUUGCAGGAUCAAACCUAAAUUUUUU